AUGGCGUCCACAGAUUCGAGCACACAAAAUGAGUCCCUCGCGGAAGAGCGCGUGGAGAGCCCCGUCCGGUCUUUCUCCGUUCGAUCGAUCUAUCGAUCUAUUCCCUUCCAAAUCGCCAUCGCCAGCGGUGUCUCUUUCACUGCUCCGGGCAUGUGGGAUGCCAUGAACAACCUUGGAGCAGGUGGAGCAGCAGUUCCCUACGCGGUUUCUGCAGCUAAUGCGCUGGUUUAUGGUCUGUUCGCGAUCGUCUGUGUUAUGGCGGGAGCUAUCAACAAUCGCAUCGGUCUUCGUUUUGGAUUGGUUCUGGGAUCAAUUGGAUACCCUAUUUAUGGCGCUGGUCUUUACACCAACAACUACUCACCAACAACAUGGUUUAUGCUUUUUGGUAGUGCCUUGUGUGGUAUCUCUGCUGGUUUCUUCUGGGCCGCGGAGGCCGCAAUUAUCAUUGGGUACCCAAGUCCUCAAGAUCGUGCUUUCUACCUCGCUAUCUGGCAAACUGCCAAGGCAGCCGGUCCUAUCGUGGGCGGCGCAAUCAGUCUAGGCCUCAACGCCAAGAACUCGGCACAGGGAACAAUCAGCGCAGGAACUUAUAUCGUCUUCAUCGUCAUUAUGUGUCUUGGUCUCCCCAUCGCACUUUGUCUGAGUCCAGCAGAGAAGGUCCAGCGUAAGGAUAGAACAUUGGUUCUAGUGCACAAGCAGCCAACUUGGGCCAAGGAGUUCAAGGCAGCGCUUACGCUGUUCACCACUCGCCGAGUUCUCUUAUUGCUCCCUGCUUUCUUCAUCAGUUACUUUUACAAUGCUUUCAUUAGCACCUGGUUAACGGACUACUUCACUGUUCGGUCCCGUGCUUUCUCAUCUUUCUUUACCAAUUUUGCUGGCAUUGCUUCCUCUUUCUUGAUUGCGGCGCUGCUGGAUCGGCAAUCAAUCCACAUCAAGACUCGGGCAAAGGCCGCAUUCUCGGCCAUUGUUCUUGUGCUUGUGGGUACUUGGAUCUGGGCUUGUAUCCUUCAAAAUGAGUUCUACAAUGCGCCGACUGCUCCCGUAUUUGACUGGUUCAAGGGCGGGUUCGGAAAGUCGUAUGCUCUCGUUUUCUUUUGGACAUUCGGAGGACAGGCAUUCCAGCAAUAUCUUUACUGGCUUGUGGGUCAAUACAGUACCGACAUCUCUUCUCUCUCAUACCACUGUGGUAUUUUGAGAGGAUUCGAGGCUCUCGGGCAAACUGUUGCUUGGGCCAUGCAAUCUGAGGGCAACGCAAACCACUUUGUCAGUAUCGGACUCAACUUUGGCAUUACAAUCCUUUGUAUCUGGCCUACCUGGAUUGUUCUAUCAGGACUCGAGCAUAGCCACGAAGUGCAAGUCACCGUGGAUGAUGUAUCUCACAAGGUACAAGAUAAUGAUACCCAAGCUUAA
Penicillium angulare is the source of this 1410-nucleotide messenger RNA. RefSeq lists its product as uncharacterized. The record is from RefSeq and is a predicted model, not a curated record. The transcript has 3 exons. Lineage: Eukaryota; Fungi; Ascomycota; Eurotiomycetes; Eurotiales; Aspergillaceae. Bases 1 to 1410 code for a protein of 469 amino acids. Gene Ontology annotation, biological process: transmembrane transport. Gene Ontology annotation, molecular function: transmembrane transporter activity.